CGACCCCGGGCUGGUCAGGUCGGGUCACAGCGCGUCUCUGCAGCGAGAGCAGCAUUCUCGUGGCCAGCAUCGCCGCAACUCCUCGCUUCAUAUCGCUCUUCUCUGGCUGCAACAGUUACGUAACAUACUGUUCAAGCAAAGUGGCUUUUGUUUUUAAGGGUUAGGUUUCUUAUCAGGACAUUUUGAAUAUGUCACCUAUACUUACAGAACUGCUUUAUGGUACAAUAAUCCUUCUGUCAGUCAUAAAAAUACCGACUGUUGAUACAGGUGUCUUAGACAUAACAACAAUUUACCGAUUCAAUGAGAUUGAUUACACAAGUUUACCAGAAGACUCUCCAUGCGUCAAGAUGGGGAGCGUGGAGAUCCACGCGCGCACCAACGCACUCGGCGUGUCCCUGCACGUGCCGGGCGUGAAGGCAACUCGCGGGGAUCCUGCCUAUGGAAGCGGCCUAUCAGUUUCUCCGGAAUGUGGCUCUUGCGGCUGGAAGAUGGACACGUGGGUUGAAAAAUCCCAAGAUUAUGUCACCUCCGAAACCACUCUGGUGGCCAUCGAAGAAGGAAAACAAGUCUCCAAUCUAAAGCGAGGAUACAGAAGUUCGGCGGAGUCGGACACUUGCAAGUUCGAUGUAGUCCAAGUUGACGUAGCUCACACUGAUGUAUCUCCAGGCGCUCAAGGAUGGCUUGACAGUCCGCGAGGAGAGACGUCAAGAACCUGGACAAUACGGUCCAUGAAGAACCAGAAAAUAAAGUUGGUGUUCGUCGAGCCGGGCUCGCAGUCGGCGGAGCUGCAGAGCUACGAGGCGGCGGACUACGAGGUGCAGCUGAGCUACAGCGAGCGGCAGGCCAUCUUAGGCCGCUACGAACAGGCCAACCUCACCGCAGACUACGUGCUCUCGCAGGACAACUACUUGCGCGUGCGCGUAGAAAAAAACAUACAGAAGAGCUUCUCGGCCGUCUACUUUUUCGAGAGCCGCGACCAGCUGGCCUUGUACGGCGCGAGCGGCUCGCUGACUAGCCCGGAGACCUCGCCCUGGGCGGACAGGCUCUGCCUGGCGCUGCUGGCGAGGACGAUGCGCGCUUGUUGUCUGUGGUGA
Bacillus rossius redtenbacheri is the source of this 1094-nucleotide messenger RNA. RefSeq lists its product as uncharacterized. The transcript is spliced from 9 exons. Bases 189 to 1094 code for a protein of 301 amino acids. Lineage: Eukaryota; Metazoa; Arthropoda; Insecta; Phasmatodea; Bacillidae. The record is from RefSeq and is a predicted model, not a curated record.